AGAUAAUAUCAGAAAUUAAUCUAUGGAUAUUUGUCGUAGGCUGAAAGUUUUAUACGCCAAUGCCAAAAAUUACAAAUAUUAAGGUAUAGUCUAUGGUCACAACUAAAGCGAAGAAUCUAUGGAUAAGUUACUCCUCAGUGCUACCAACCUGCUAACAAAAACAUAGCCAACUGGACAAAUAUCAUCGUAGUAACUUGUAAACAAAACAAUGACAGAUUUAGUUAAAUUUAGGUUAACUUAAGGAUAUGUUCGUUUAUAACAAUAAAAUGGUUAACAAAAAUUUACAAAACAAAUUACGUAGUGAAUUAGUGUCAAAAUAGAAUAAAAACAUAACAAACAAAAUGUUCAAGCACAAGACACAACAGUAAAAUACAUUAAGCGACUAUGAGAUGGUAUGUUUUCUUUAUUGAUAUAAUGUAUCUUUUACGUGUUAUUUUAAAAAAAUAUUAGCAUUGUGCACUUCUUCUCUAUCUAAUAUAUAAAAUUCUCGUGUCACAAUGUUCGUUCCCAUACUCCUCCGAAACCGCUUGACCGAUUCUCAUGAAAUUUUUUAUGCAUGUUCAGUAGGCUUAGUGCGAGUUUCAAAAAUCGAAUCGAAUGACUCGCAUCGAGUGUACGCUCUUCACGGUGAAACGUGCGGAGCUCUGAGUGCGAGUUACUCGAUUUGCAGGACGUUUAUUCAUCUUGAGAAGCGAUAAUUUUUUCUUUUAUAUUGGUAGCACGCAAGGUUUUUUUUUAAGGCAUUUAAUUGAAAUACCAAGCUUUUUACCGAUAUUUAUAAUUAGUCGGGUAAUGGGUAAUGUACCUGUGCUUAGUGCGAGUUUUUUUAAUGACUCAGUCGAUGUCAAUGUUAUGUUUAAUUUGUGUGAGGUUGUAUCAGUGCCACCUAGUGGUAAACUUAUGAAUCCCAUUUUGUGGGAGAGAGAAGGUUUGUUUAUGUUGCUGUCUCAUGUACCGAAUAGCUUUACCGAAGUGAGCCUCUCGAUUAUUGUAUGUGCGAGUGCGAGUUACAAAUUAAUGGAUUUUGAGAGUAUUUCUUCACUUUCAAGCAAGUUAAGUAGUCACUAAAUUUUUUUCCGUGAAACCAAUACAAAACCAAGAUUUUUUCUUUCGUUUUUUAAUAAUAAUGUUGUUUUAUAUGGUUUUAUGUAUUCUAAUGGUUUAUACACAUAUAUUUUUUCGGUUAGAAAAUUUUAUCGACAUCUAGCUAGUUGUAAAUAUUAAUCAUUCCUUUUUUUUUUUAGAGUUGUUUGAUGAGAGAGGGAAUGAGAUAUAGUAUUCUUUAUUGUACACAAUAUGAAUAAACAAUGCGAAACAUUAAAAACAAAAAAGUACAAGUGUUGGUCUUAUCGCUAAAAGUGAUCUCUUCCAGACAACCAUCAAGUAAACAGGAAUAAUUCCGCAAUGAAUUGCACACGGUGUACCUAUCUAUUGAAAUAUAUAUAUAUAUAUAUAUAUAUAUAUAUAUAUAUAUAUACACACAUGCGUAUAUACAUACGCAAAUAACAUAGAUACAGUUAUAUAUUUAUAAAUAUACAAAUUUGAACAAUGUAAUAAUAAUUUUGCUUUUUUACACUUACGAUAAGGAUGCAUGUUUGUAAUAAUUUCAGUAUAUUUGGGCCACCUAAUUAAGAUCAUCAACGCUUACCGUAAAUAGUACAAUCAUUUCAUAACUAACAACUAAAGGGUAAAUGAUUAAAACUAUUACUCUUUAAAAAUAUUAAUUUCUUUAGGUACCUAUUUAAAAAAAGCUGAAAUAAUUAUUCCAAGAUUAAUUAAAAGUAUGUCUAAAUAAUUACACUCAAAAUAAAUUCUUAAAUCUCUAAUUCUAAUACUUAUAUUAAAGUUACUAAAAAUCAAAUUUAUGAGGGGUUGUUUUCGUGUCUUCGUGUAUUUUAAAGGUUUGGAAAAACACGCAAUUACGGCAAAGUUUCUUUACGAAUUAGCACCCUUAGAAUUGAAGUGGCAUAACUAAAAAUUUUAAGAUAAUUAGUUUUAUGCUUCAAAACACUUAUGUAUUAUUAUUAAGAAUCUAUAUAUUAAUACGUGAAGCAAAAACUUCGUAUCACUUUUUACGAAAAUUGCGCGGACUUAGAAGUUUUCCCACACUUAUAGAGAAUAUAGAGAAGUAGUGCAAAAUGCUAAUAUAUUGUUUUUAAAUUAUGCAUAAACAUUUUAAAAAAAAACCUUACAUACACUACCAUGUAUUUGACACACACACACGCAUUUAUACUCUUUAUGUUUAUUGAUUAUCAAUCUGUGGUCAAAUUAAGAAUAGAUUAAUAUAUUUUUUUCUUUAAUACAAUUAUUAGUCUCUAGUAGAAAUGAUAAUAGAAAGGUGACAAUAGAGCUAUAAUAAUGUUCAAACUUAAAAUUUAAAAUAAUUAUGGUUGAAUUUCGACCACUGAACUACCAUUAGUAGGUAAUAAUAAAAUAAUUUAUUGUCUUUCACACAGAUUUUGAUUAUUAUAGGCAGCCUACAAUAAAACAACAAAAAAAGCACUAUUCUGACAUUACUGGCAAGCAGCUCAAUAUUUGCACUUGUACAUCAUUAAUAAGAAUUUCAUUAAGAAUAUUGAUAAUUUAAGAGGAUUUUGACAAGUGCGGAUUAAUAUAGUUACAUAAUAUAUUGUAAGUUAAAUAAAUUUUAUGAGAGCCAUGCCUUGUUCAGAUGUGAGGAUUAGGGGUUUUCCUAUUAUUCUUUUCUAUAUUAUUCUGUCAACUUAUAAAAUUAGUUUAGUCUCUUUUAGUCUAGAAAAGGACAAAGUAUUCUUUCUGUCUUUUUCAAAUAAAAUGCAUGCCUUAAAGUGCUAAAAUCGAAAAACUAAAAAAAAUACAAUUCUUGAAGUACAUUUUUGAAAAUUACCAGAAAAUAAGAAUAUUGGGUUGAGCCACUUUAAUUCUAAAGGUACAAAAUAGUAUUGAACACGUGACAUUACCCGAGUAAUUUUGAAAGUGGUACGUUCCCAUUAAAAUACUGUUGAAAUACUUGUGUUUCAUUUAGACGGUCUAAUGCCAAAACACCACGUGCUACCAAUAUACGAGAAAAAAUAUUAUUGCUGCUUUCGGUGAAUAAACGUCCUGUGAAUCGAGUAGCAUAAGUCAACUCACACUCACAAUUCUUCAUUUUUCACCUUGAAGAACGUACACUCGAUUUGCGCAGUUGUUAAAUUAAUUAAAGACUUGUUAAAUUUUGAAAAUUAAACAUUUUUAUCGAUUGUGGUGUUUUUGGUGCAGUGUGGUAUUUUUGUUGUAGUGGUGUUUUAAAGCAACGUAAAAAUGAAAACAAGCCAGCAUCAAUUUGAAUUAUUGGUAACUAUUAUGGAAGAACACGGAGAUCUCAGCAAGCCGUCAUCCAGCGCUAGAGGUCGGAUGGCAGGUAUUAAGCAUUGGGAGGAGUUAACGUCGUUAUUAAACAGCGAUGGCAGUGGUGAUACAAAAACCACAGAGAAGUGGAAAAAGGUGUGGAGCGAUUUUAAAAAUAACACCAAAAAGAAAGCGGCACGCAUGUAUAAAUUUGCAAGUAGAACUGGUGGUGGACCUGCAUUAAAUACUAAACUUACAGAGUUGGAACAAAGAGUUUUGAAUAUUAUUGGUAUGCAGACAGCAACAGGUUUAGCGGUGGCUGAGGCAGGAAUUUCGCAGGAUAUUGUUGUAUCACAACCCCGAACUCCAGUACAAUCUGGCAAUACAGGUGUUGAACUAUGUAAUGAGCCUGGACCUUCUGGUCGAAUAUAUACAGGACCAAGCACAUCCAGGGAGACCCAGGUUGAGACAACACCUCAUAACCAGGCAUUCAAUGUAGAUAUUGAAAUUGUAGAAGAUGUGGUACCAACAUCAUAUCUGGAGUCUGCCUUUACUGCACCUCAGUCUCCUGUGCAGUAUGGACCAACCACACCACGCCGUCGCGAAAGACCAUCACGAGUACGAUCCCCGCUUCAAAGACGUGCCAGGCUAACACAGACAGAGCACGCUGCACUUCUUUUUAGAAAUUCAGAUUCUAAUUGGAGAGCAUUUAAAAUUGACCAACAUAAAGAUUUCAUGGAAAUGCGCAAAGAUCGGAAUAGAGUAAGAGAAAUGGAAGUGCAGGCUCAGAGGGAAUGGCAAGCCAUGGGUUUAAGUGCAUUAGACUUAUUAACUCAAGUAGUUAAUAAGUUUUGUAAAGAUUAAAUUUGUAAAGUAGAUAUAAUUUUGUUAUCUUGUUAUUUGUUUUUAAUCUCUAUAAUUGUUAUCUUCAAUUAUUAUAGUAUAUACUUAGAUUUAAAAAAAUUAAAGACUGAUUCUAUUCUAA
Messenger RNA from Bombyx mori (domestic silkworm), 4291 nucleotides. RefSeq lists its product as uncharacterized. The transcript is spliced from 6 exons. The record is from RefSeq and is a predicted model, not a curated record. Lineage: Eukaryota; Metazoa; Arthropoda; Insecta; Lepidoptera; Bombycidae. Bases 3280 to 4170 code for a protein of 296 amino acids.